Messenger RNA from Aureococcus anophagefferens, 1530 nucleotides. RefSeq lists its product as hypothetical. The record is from RefSeq and is a predicted model, not a curated record. Lineage: Eukaryota; Pelagophyceae; Pelagomonadales; Pelagomonadaceae. Gene Ontology annotation, cellular component: cytoskeleton. The transcript has 3 exons. Bases 1 to 1530 code for a protein of 509 amino acids.
AUGGAAGAUGAAAUAGGAAACUGGAGUGCUGAAGAGCGUCGUCAAAAUAAGCUCAUCGCUGUCCUCGGUGCACAGCGUGAAAUGAAAGCAAGGGAAGCCACACGCGCCCAAGCAGCCGAGAAAGACACGCGUGAACAAGUCAAGGUCAAGGAGUUGGUAAUACUAGACUUAUCAAAAAAAAGCAACGAGGUGAAUAAUCGCCUGAAGGAAUUUUCCGCGCUGUACGAUGUUGUAAAAAAUGAGCGGAACAAGUACGUUAAUUUGAUCCAGUCAUCUUCGCAAGCUCUCGCAGAGAUGAAGGAAAAAAUAAAAAUUUUGAUGAAUGAAGUAGAGAUCCUUCGGAAUGAAUCACUUGCCAAAGACAAGGCUCUAGCGAAAGAACGGUCGCAGCAUUUGGCAUCUCAAGCGCAGCGAGAUGGCCUUCGGCUGGAUCUAUAUAAAUCUCAAUCUGAAUACCGCAGGAAACAAGAAGUUGUCGAGCAACAAAUUGUCGAGAUUGACAAACUAAAUUCGAUCAUAAAUGGCCUCGAAAGGGACAUGUUGCGGCUCAAGGCUCGAUACGUCAGGGCUGUAGAGACUAGAAACUCCACUGGUGUUUCCCUAAUUGAUCGAAACGACGAGCUUUGUAUAUUAUACGAGAAGGUGAAUCUCCAAGAGCAGACUAUUAAAUGCGGCGAGCUCGGGGUUCGUCAGAAAGAUGAAGACAUCCGAAUGCUGAAGCUUCAGCUUUGCGAGCUGCAGCGCCAAGUCAUAGUUUCAAGGAAGCAACUACCGCAGAUGCCGGCGUUGGCAGAUGCAGUUGUAAAGCUCAAGGGCGAACUUAGCCGUGAGCGCCAGAUGACAGACUCACUGUGCAAGGACCUCGAGUCUCCUUCCAAUGAUGGUCGUUGGCGUUCGCUUCCGGGCGAUGAUCCAGAUAGGGAACAGCUCCUUGCAAAAACAGCUGUAUUAGAGGAGCGCCUAAACCUCAAGAAAGAAGCCUUGCUCGAAAAUGAAUUGGUUCUUGAGGAAAUUUCAAAUCUUACUGCUAAAUUGAGGAACCGGGCAAAUGAUGGUCGUGAGACCACGUUAAACCUUGCAAGAAAGGUCAACGAUUUCCAGGCCAAGAUUCGUGACACAACUAGGCGUAUGAUGGCCACGGUGUCUGAACUAUCAGUUUACCAGGCGACAGCCAUGAAAUUGCAACAACAGAAGCGCACUGCCACUAGGAGGCUCGAAGAGUCGAAAUGGCGUAUUGCAAGGGACGAACCGCCCAUAGAAGACCUCCAUGCAGAGUUGCAUCGUCGAGAGCGUGAGAGACAUAACACGCGUGAGUCGACCAUAACCAAGGGUCUAGAACGUGAAUCUCGCUUUACUUCUGGCGUCGUACGAACCACAGCAGAGCCACGGCCAAACGCGUACAUCCCUGAUGUAGCCCAUGGUCUUGGUAUACCGAAGCCAUACAGUUCCUUGGCUCCAUUUAAGCCGGCAGAGGCCGGCAGCACAAUGCGGCAUUAUAGGCCUCCAAAACCGCCUGUCAUCAUCAUUUGA